Molecule: messenger RNA, 555 nt
Organism: Pyricularia pennisetigena
Lineage: Eukaryota; Fungi; Ascomycota; Sordariomycetes; Magnaporthales; Pyriculariaceae
Exons: 4
Coding region: 1-555 (184 amino acids)
Biological process (GO): translation
Cellular component (GO): cytosolic large ribosomal subunit; ribosome
Molecular function (GO): RNA binding; structural constituent of ribosome
Source: RefSeq, a predicted model, not a curated record
AUGGGUAUCGAUCUUAAGAAGCACCACGUGCGCAGCACGCACCGCAAGGCCCCCAAGAGCGACAAUGUCUACCUCAAGCUCUUGGUGAAGCUCUACCGCUUCCUGGCUCGCAGGACCGACUCCAGCUUCAACAAGGUUGUCCUCCGCCGCCUCUUUAUGUCGCGCACCAACCGCCCUCCCGUCUCCCUGUCGCGCAUCGCAGGCAACCUGAAGAACGGCAACGAGAAGAAGACCGUUGUUGUUGUCGGCACCGUCACCGACGACAACCGCUUGGUUGAGUGCCCCAAGGCCCAGGUCGCUGCCCUGCGCUUCACCGCCACCGCCCGUGCCCGCAUCAUUGCUGCCGGCGGCCAGGCCAUCACCCUCGACCAGCUGGCUCUUGAGAAGCCCACUGGUGCCAACACCCUUCUCCUCCGUGGCCCCAAGAACGCCCGCGAGGCUUUCAAGCACUUCGGCUUCGGUCCCCACAAGCACAAGAAGCCUUACGUCCAGUCCAAGGGCCGCAAGUUCGAGAAGGCCCGUGGUCGCAGACGAUCGCGUGGUUUCAAGGUCUAA